Molecule: messenger RNA, 2456 nt
Organism: Scaptodrosophila lebanonensis
Lineage: Eukaryota; Metazoa; Arthropoda; Insecta; Diptera; Drosophilidae
Gene: peng
Product: protein penguin
Exons: 6
Coding region: 71-2140 (689 amino acids)
Biological process (GO): regulation of translation
Cellular component (GO): nucleolus
Molecular function (GO): mRNA binding
Source: RefSeq, a predicted model, not a curated record
UAUCGCUCCAACAGCACGUGUAGAGGUAAGGAAUUCAAUUGAGUUAUUGGAGAAGCUAAAGUUGCCAACAAUGACUGCCAAGGAAGUGCCGCAGGGCAAGAAGUCCAAGCCGCACGCUCAAAAAUUUUCUGCCGGCGGUGGUAAAGUAGCCUAUAAAGAUGGUGCAGUCAAGCGUUUCGACGGCACUAAGCAAAAGCAAGGCGGCAACAAUAAAUUCCAUGGAAAACCGUAUCAGGGCAAGAAGGAACAGCAGCAGCAACAAGCUGGCGGCGAAGGCGAAAAAAAGGAUUGGGCCAAAUUCAAGCAGGAAAAGAAGGACCUAAAACUAAAGCGCAAAAGCUCUCGCGACACCUAUGAAAUAACGAAGGAGGCCAAGCAGAUUUAUGAGAAACUUCGAUGUCGUCGCACAGAGAAGAAGGAUCAACUGGUGGCACAAAUAUACAAAUUAUUGAAUGUUGGUGAUACCAUUUCAAAAAUUGCAAAGGCUCACGAUACAGCCCGCGUGCUCCAAUGUAUGUUGAAAUAUGCGGCGCCCCCAUUGCGUGCCGAGCUGUCUGACAAACUGCUGCCCCACGUCAUCGAAAUGUGCCAGUCCAAGUACGCCCAGUUCUGUGUCAAGCGCAUGCUUAAGUAUGGCGCACCCGCCACCAAAAGCAAGCUCGUGGACAGCCUUAUGGGCAACAUAGUCCGGCUGGCGGGACACAAUAUUGCCAGCAGUCUACUGGACAGCUUGUACCUGAAUGUGAGCACGCCCCAACAACGGAAUUUCAUGCGCCAAGAAUUUUAUGGCGAGCUGUACAAGAAGGCCAAGGAUGCGAACGUAAAGACGCUGGAGGACACAUACAAGGAGGCCAGCAACCUAAAGGCCUCCAUUAUGGGUGCUGUGAAGGCCAAUUUGGAUCACGUGGCAAAUAAGAAACUGGUGGACAGUUCGCUGGUUCAUGCCGUCAUGCUCGAAUAUGUGCGCGCCUGUGAUGAGGAGAAGCUAGAGGAGACUGUCACCGCAUUUGCUGCUCUCGUGCCGCAUAUGCUCUCCACCAAGGAUGGCAGCGAGGCGGCCAUUAUAUGCUUCUACAAGUCAACGCCUAAGAAUCGACGGGCCAUCAUCAAGAACAUCAAGGAGCAUCUGCUUAAGAUUGCCACCCACGAACAUGGCCAUGUGUUCCUAAUUGCUGUGCUGAACUCGCUGGAUGAUACGAAGGCGACCAAGAAGGCAAUUUACGAUCAUUUGCAUGCAGAUCUGAAAACCCUGGUGGCCAGUCCUUAUGGGCGUCGUGUUAUUCAAUGGCUUGUGGCGCCCGGCGAUACAUCGUGUUUCCAUCCCGGAUUUAUAAAGACCAUCGAGGAGGGCUUAGCGUAUGGAAAGAAAGAUAAGGAGGCGCGCCGCAAGGAGAUUUUUGAACAGAUCGAGGCGCCCAUUGCCGAUGCAAUUGCGGAGGAUGCUGCCUUCUGGCUCUCAAAUAGUCACAUUGGACUUGUCACAGCGGACAUUCUGAACUAUAUUACGACUGAGAACUAUGAGAGGGCCAUUGGAGCGUUAGUUCAAGUCGUUGCAAAUCCAGAUUGGCGUGUAUCAGCAUUGCCUGCGGAUGGCGGAGAUGCGCAGAAAAAGAAGCAGCCACAAGAUGUUGAGGCUGUUAUUGCCGAGGCCACCAAACAGCGCAAAAAAUUGCUCAACGUGCAAUCGGAGGAAAGUAGUGACGAGGACAACAGUAGUGAUGAGCAAAGCGAGCAGGACGAGGACGAGACCGCAAAGCUUCCCAAAAAGUCCAAAAAAGAGCAGCAACAGAAGAAGGAUGAGAAAAAGGACCAAACAACGGUGCCAAGUGUGGCGGGCAUUGAGGAUGCUGGCAUGCAUCAUGUGCUCAAAAAAAUCAUCAAGAAUGAUAGCAAACGAGAAAAUGGUGCCGCCUCGUUUGGUGCACAGUUGCUCAAGCAAUUGUCCACGGAUGUGUUGAAGCAAUGGCUCAGCGUCAAUCGCGGCUGCUUUGUGCUCGUCAAGCUGGUUGAGGACAGUGCCGAUCUGCUCAAGAGCUAUAAAGCGGUCAUUGAUGUGGCGGAGCUGCGUAAACUAUUGAUCGAUCAGAAAACCCCAGGCGCCAAAUUGUUGGCCAGCAAAUUGGGAUUCGUCAAGAAAUAAAGUUACUCGCAGGAAUUUAGGAUACACUUGUGGAUAAAAAGGUUAACUAGUUUAGUGCGAAUGUAUGCAAUACACAGAAGGAGGCGUGGCAGAUCCCACAAAGUGCAUAUAUUCUUGAACAGGAUUGCAAGAGGAGUCGAUAUAGCGGUGUCCAGCCGUCUGUCUAUGUGAACGCAAGGAUGUCACAAAUUAUAAGAGCUAGAAUAACCAAACUUGUAUCCACGUUCUCCUAGGACCGCGAAAGGGCAAGUUUGAGUUUUUUCUGAUGCUCUCCUUCAUUAUACGUAUAUAUGUAUAUAUAAGAGAUUUCCCAUAA